UGGGACGGUGGAGAAAGGAGUGAAUGGAUACAUAUAUAAGAAGAGGUGUCAGGGUGUAAGUCAGAUGUCGUCUGCGUCUGUAGCUGUUGACAUGACCACCAUGUUGCUCCUCACCCUCCUGGCCCUACUGGGCUCCACCUCUGCUAAGAGGCUUGGGGUGUCUGGUACGGAUAUUACAUACGGAGGUGAAAAGGUGUUCCUAAACGGUGCCAACAUCGCCUGGAACAACUACGGCUACGACUUUGGUAACGGUGGCUACGACGGCACCCUGGAGACCUGGGUAGGGGAGAUCGGUAGCUCCGGCGGCAACUCCAUCAGGAUAUGGGUGCACGUGGAAGGGGACAGCACCCCAACAUAUGACGAAAAUGGUUACGUCACCUCCUGUGACCGCACUGGUCAAUUCGAGAACGAUGUUUUGAGUCUUUUGAACGCUGCUGAAGCUAGCGGUGUGGUGGUCAAUCUGUGCAUGUGGAACGGAGCCGUCUUGCGGAACCAAAAAACUAUCGAUCUUAUUUAUGAGGACUCAAAACUUGAUUCCUACAUAGAGAAAUGCCUUACUCCCCUAAUGGAGACAAUAAAAGGUCAUCCCGCCCUUGGAUCCUACGAAGCCAUCAAUGAGCCAGAAGGAUCAGUGAAGGUGGAGAGCAACAGCGACGCGUGUUAUGACACCACCUUAAUUGGUCAACAAGGCGCUGGAUGGACUGGUGCAAAUAUCCCCAUGGAGAGGUUUUUGCGGUUCAUCGGCAGGCAGAAUCAGGCUGUACGCGCCGUAGACCCUGAAACCCUCAUCACUCUCGGCUCUUGGAGUCAGUUUUCCCAGAAUGAUGUCUUUCCCAGCUCUCACAACCACUACACGGAUGCCUGUCUGAACGGAGCCGCAGGCGGCUCUGGAGCCCAGCUGGACUUUUACCAAAUGCACAGUUACGAUUGGCAAGGUGCCUGGACCACCGGGGCGCCUUUCACA
Cherax quadricarinatus is the source of this 964-nucleotide messenger RNA. NCBI's taxonomy places the organism in Eukaryota, Metazoa, Arthropoda, Malacostraca, Decapoda, Parastacidae. The record is from RefSeq and is a predicted model, not a curated record.